CCGGCCGGAGAUUAAUUCAAUGGAGUUAUUUUGAAGUAACCCAACCGACGGUGUGACAUGCCAUCUCGAUGUCCUUGUUGUUGGCCUUUAAUUGCCAGCAGCUUCUUCCUCGAGGGCCAUCAAUCGACCGAGAUCUCUUGUGCUAGUGCCGUUUUUUGUGUGGGGGAGUUAAGGGAGUGCGACGAUCGAUGGGGCUCCGCAACUCUAUGCUGGAGGUGGCGCUGAUCCUUGCGGUCACCUGCUCCGUGGCAGUGGCGUAUGAUCCCUUGGACCCGACGGGCAACAUUACCAUCAAAUGGGAUAUUGUGUCAUGGACGCCGGACGGAUACGUGGCGAUGGUGACGAUGAACAACUACCAGCAGUACCGGCAGAUCAUGGCGCCGGGGUGGACGCUGGGUUGGUCGUGGGCCAAGAAGGAGGUGAUCUGGUCCAUCGUGGGCGCGCAGGCCACCGAGCAGGGCGACUGCUCCAAGUUCAAGGGCGGCAUCCCGCACUCGUGCAAGCACACCCCUUCCAUCGUGGACCUCCUCCCUGGCGUGCCCUACAACCAGCAGAUCGCCAACUGCUGCAAGGGCGGCGUCAUCUCCGCCUACGGUCAGGACCCGGCCGGGGCGCUGUCGGCGUUCCAGGUCUCCGUGGGCCUCGCGGGCACCACCAACAAGACGGUGAAGCUGCCCAAGAACUUCACCCUCAUGGGCCCAGGCCUGGGCUACACCUGUGGGCCGGCCACCGUGGUUCCUUCCACCGUGUACUGGAGCGCCGACCACCGGCGCAAGACGCAGUCCCUGAUGACAUGGACGGUGACGUGCACUUACUCGCAGCAGCUGGCUUCCAGAUACCCGACCUGCUGCGUCUCCUUCUCCUCCUUCUACAACAGCACCAUCGUGCCGUGCGCCAAGUGCGCGUGUGGUUGCGGCAGCCGCAAAGCAGCAGCGAGAUCCGCCGGGCGAGGAGGCAACAGCCACAGCGACGGGUGCAUCAUGGGGGAUUCCAAGCGUGCUCUCACGCCCGGGGUCAACACCCCCAAGAAGGACGGGGCGUCGCUGCUGCAGUGCACAAACCACAUGUGCCCCAUCCGGGUGCACUGGCACGUCAAGCUCAACUACAAGGACUACUGGCGCGCCAAGAUCGCCGUCACCAACUUCAACUACCGCAUGAACUACACGCAGUGGACGCUCGUGGCGCAGCACCCCAACCUCAACAACGUCACCGAGGUCUUCAGCUUCCAGUACAAGCCGCUGCUCCCCUACGGGAACAUCAAUGACACCGGCAUGUUCUACGGGCUCAAGCUCUACAACGACCUGCUCAUGGAGGCCGGGCCCUUCGGCAACGUGCAGUCGGAGGUGCUCAUGCGCAAGGACGACAACACCUUCACCUUCAGCCAAGGAUGGGCCUUCCCGCGCAAGAUAUACUUCAACGGCGAUGAGUGCAAGAUGCCGCCACCGGACUCCUACCCCUACCUGCCCAACUCCGCCCCGCUCGCCACGCCACGUUCCGCCCUCGCCUCCGCGUGCUUGCUGCUGCUGCUCCUCCUCCUGGUGGCAUGAUCCAUAUCUUUUUCAUGGUUUGAACUACUCAACACCAGAGCGGUGUAGUAGAUCAUAGAGUUGCUUGGAUUUUGCUUGGAUUUCAGUCAGCAGAAUCUGUCGUCUGUUUAGCUUUGCAACUGCAAGACAGAUCUUCAUGUACAACACAGUUUUUGGAGUCUCAAACUAGGCCUGCUUUGAAAUUUACAUCACAGCCUCGUUUUUUUCACUGAAUUUGACUCCUGCAACAUAUGGUCUUGGUUUGAAAGGAAAAAAAAAGAGCACCAAUUUGGUA
Brachypodium distachyon (stiff brome) is the source of this 1821-nucleotide messenger RNA. Its product is annotated as COBRA-like protein 5. NCBI's taxonomy places the organism in Eukaryota, Viridiplantae, Streptophyta, Magnoliopsida, Poales, Poaceae. Gene Ontology annotation, cellular component: plasma membrane. Gene Ontology annotation, biological process: plant-type cell wall cellulose biosynthetic process; cellulose microfibril organization. The transcript is spliced from 4 exons. The coding region runs from base 189 to 1547 and encodes 452 amino acids. The record is from RefSeq and is a predicted model, not a curated record.